This is a messenger RNA of Scheffersomyces coipomensis, 1095 nucleotides long. RefSeq names its product rRNA-processing endoribonuclease (gene RCL1). Gene Ontology annotation, biological process: endonucleolytic cleavage of tricistronic rRNA transcript (SSU-rRNA, 5.8S rRNA, LSU-rRNA); ribosome biogenesis. Lineage: Eukaryota; Fungi; Ascomycota; Pichiomycetes; Serinales; Debaryomycetaceae. The record is from RefSeq and is a predicted model, not a curated record. The transcript has a single exon. Bases 1 to 1095 code for a protein of 364 amino acids. Gene Ontology annotation, cellular component: nucleolus. Gene Ontology annotation, molecular function: RNA endonuclease activity.
AUGUCAAGUAAAGGAGGUAUAGUUACCUUUGAAGGUCAUAGAAACUUCAGAUUACGUUUAAUAAUAUCUACUUUAGCAGGAAAACCUAUUAAAAUCAAUAAAAUCAGAUCCAAUGAUGUUAAUCCAGGUUUAAAAGAUCACGAAGUAUCAUUCUUAAGAUUACUUGAAUCUGUCACUAAUGGUUCUCACAUUGAAAUUUCAUAUACUGGUACUACUAUUAUAUUUAGACCAGGUAUAAUAAUAGGUGGUGAAAUUACCCACAACUGUCCAAACACCAAGACAGUUGGUUACUUUAUUGAACCAAUGUUAUACUUGGCUCCAUUUUCCAAGAACAAGUUUUCCAUAAUAUUUAAAGGAAUAACUACAAGUGAAAGAUCCAAAGAUGCAACUCCAGAAUCUAUCAAAUGGGGUUUAAUACCACUUAUGGAAAAAUUCGGAGUAAGAGAAGUUUCACUUUAUAUAUUGAAAAGAGGUUCUGCCCCAAUUGGUGGUGGUGAAGUUCAUUUAUUAUGUAACUCACUUAUUCCUCAACCUUUAACCAUCCAUGCAUUAGAUGUUCCUAAGUUUUCAGCUAUCAGAGGGGUUUCUUACAGUACAAGAGUAUCCCCAUCAAUGGUAAAUAGAAUGAUAGAUGGUGCAAGAAAUGUUUUAAGACCAACUGGUGUUGAAGUUAAUAUAACAGCAGAUGUAUGGAGAGGUGAAAAUUCAGGUAAAUCACCUGGAUUUGGUAUAUGUUUGGUGGCUGAACUGAAAAAAGGCUGGAGAAUAGUUGCUGAAGGUGUUGGUGCUGCAGGUGGAUUACCAGAAGAUAUUGGUGAAACCGUUGCUUAUCAACUUCUUGAAGAAAUAAGCAGAAGUGGUAUUGUGGGUAUGAGUCAAUUACAAUUGGUCUUAAUCUACAUGACUAUUGGAAAGGAAGAUGUAGGUAGAUUUAAAAUUGCCAAUUCACAAAUUGAUGAAGAAUUUAUAUGGCUCCUUAGAGAUAUUAAAGAAUUAUUUGGUACAGAAGUAUUUAUAAAAGAAGAAGAUGAAAAUUAUUCACUUCUUUCAGUUAAGGGUAUUGGAUUUACUAGUGUAUCCAAAAAGAUAGCAUAA